Camelina sativa (false flax) is the source of this 915-nucleotide messenger RNA. RefSeq lists its product as uncharacterized. Gene Ontology annotation, molecular function: nucleic acid binding; RNA-DNA hybrid ribonuclease activity. The record is from RefSeq and is a predicted model, not a curated record. Lineage: Eukaryota; Viridiplantae; Streptophyta; Magnoliopsida; Brassicales; Brassicaceae.
AUGUUAUCUGGGGCUCUGGCUGUUUCUGAGAGGCUUGCAUCGAGAGGGUUACUGAUAGAUACAAGAUGUAUGGUGUGUGGUCAUACGGAGGAGACUAUCUGUCACAUGUUGUUUAAGUGUCAUGUAGCUAGACAAGUUUAUGCGGUAUCAAAUGUUCCAUCACCACCUAAUGGUUUCUCGGACCAUGAUGUGGUGAAGAACUGGGAAUUUUUGAUGGGUUUAAUGCAGGAAGAGAGACAGCCGGAGGAGAUUCGCCGAACUAUUCCCUGGUUGUUAUGGGGUACAUGGAAAUGGCGAAAUAACUUUAUUUUCCAAAGUAAGCAAAUGGAUAUUCAAGAGUUGGUGAACAAAGCUUAUCAGGAAUCCUCACAGUGGGUCGCAGCUCAAGUUGUGGUUGCUUCUUUGGAUAAAUAUUUGGUUGUAAAGCAACCAAGUAUUGAGAUGAAGUGGAGAAGGCCAAUGGUAGGGGUUGUAAAAUGUAACAUUGCUGCUUCAUGGAGGAAUAAAUUAACAAUGGUUGGUGGAGCGUGGAUUACUAGAGAUUGUCAAGGCCAUGUGUUACAUCAUGCAAGGUCUGCCUUACAGGCUACUGACACGGGGAUUUUAGCAAAUCUGCGGUGCUCACUAUGGGCAUUGGAGGCGUUGCAGAUCUUACAUGUGACUAGGGUGGAAGUGGUGAUGGACAACGCAGCAGUGGUUGAUGCAAUUAACAGUCCGUGUGAGUGGCCAAGAUACGCUUUCAUAUUGAGAGACAUUCACCUGAUACUAGCAAGCUUUGACUACUCGGAAUGUCACCAGGUGGCGAUAUCAGCGAAUCAGGUGGCUGUGGUGAUUGCAAAAAGUGUUACGUCAUAUCUAUCACUUGGAGGCCCUUCGUGGUUGCAUGAGCAGGUGCGGGCUGAUAUGGGUUUUUAG